AUGAUGAUCAUGUGUGUGUUGGCUGGUAUCCCCCAUGGCCAAGCCUGUCACCAGUCACCUCUGGUGGAUUAUGUAAAGAAUCUAGCAAAGGCAAUGGAAGAACUAAGCAGUGCCUCCUUCAAAACUAGCUCCACCUACUCGGUGGUGCCCAAAGACCCCCAAAGCAUGCAGAUAAGUCCAUAUCCGAGACGACCGGGUGUUAGCACUUAUCUCACCCUUUCCACGCCAUCUCCAAAGUUGGCGAAAACCUGA
Molecule: messenger RNA, 252 nt
Organism: Protopolystoma xenopodis
Lineage: Eukaryota; Metazoa; Platyhelminthes; Monogenea; Polystomatidea; Polystomatidae
Source: the annotation of a GenBank genome assembly